AUGGAAGUCAAACCCACCGAUCUGGAAUCACAACCCACGCCAGUGAAUUCCCCGCACGAGUCGGAUACAGAGGAGCCCCUUAAGCCACAACCGCCAGCGGGUUACGCCAUCCAAUUUUGGCGCAAAUGUCUCAUCCUAUUUGUCGUCAGUUGGACGACUCUUGCCGUCACAUUUUCGAGUACCUCAUUAUUACCUGCAACACCAGAAAUUGCUGAGCAAUUCUCCACGACGUCCGAAAUCCUCGAUGUUAUUAAUGCGGGUGUGCUCAUCGCAAUGGGCUUUUCCUCAUUCAUUUGGGGUCCGUUAACUAAUGUUUUUGGGCGGAGGAAUGCCUACAAUGCGGCUAUUCUCGUUCUCUGUGCCUGCUCGGCGGGCACGGCUGCAUCUAUUAAUUUAAAUAUGUUUAUUGCUAUGCGCCUGCUCAGUGGUUUUACGGGAACGUAUUUUAUGGUCGCGGGACAGACUAUUAUUGCGGAUAUCUUUGAGCCGGUUGUGAGGGGAACAGCUGUUGGCUUCCUGAUGGUGGGUUCCGUUAGCGGUCCUGCAAUUGGUCCUUGUAUUGGAGGUAUUAUUGUCACAUUCGCCCACUGGCGCAUCAUCUACUGGCUCCAAUUCGCCAUGACUGCACUCAGUCUAGUGCUAUCUCUGCUUUUUGUACCAAACCUGGAAGCAAAGAAAGAGAACAAGCCGCCGCGAAAACUGUCAUACGUGUUGAGCAUGUUUAACCCUCUGCGCAUCUUCCGCCCAUUCAUUUACCCAAACGUCUUCCUCUCUCACCUCACGUGCGGUCUGCUGGCAACAUUUCAAUAUGGUAUCCUCACAUCUGCACGCACUAUCUUUAACCCCCGCUUCAACUUGACUUCGCCAUUAGUGAGCGGUCUCUUCUACCUUUCGCCAGGUAUUGGCUUCCUGGUUGGAAGUGUCAUGGGCGGCAAACUAUCCGACCGUGCUGUGAAGAAGUGGAUCGUCAAGCGUGGCGGGGUCCGUCUCCCUCAAGACCGGUUGAACAGUGGACUCAUCACCCUGUUCUUGGUGCUACCCAUCGGAACCUUAAUCUAUGCAUGGACUCUGGAAGAAGGGGUGGGUGGUAUGCCCGUGCCUAUUAUUGCUGCUUUCUUUGCGGCCAUUGGACUCAUGGGAUCAUUCAAUGGGUUGAACACAUACUCAGCUGAGGUCAUGCCACACAUCCGCUCUGAGGUAAUCAGUGGCAAGUAUGCUGUGCAGUAUAUCUUUGCUGCGGGUGCCACUGCGGCUGUUGAUCCUUUGAUCAAUGCGAUUGGAGUUGGUUGGACAUUUACAAUUUGUGUCUUCUUCGCCAUCAUUGGCGGUUUUAAUGUUUGGAUAAUCACGAGAUGGGGACUCGAUAUACAGCGAUGGGUGGAAAGAAAGUUGAACAUUGAGGCCAAGCCUCUAGACUGA
Penicillium pulvis is the source of this 1419-nucleotide messenger RNA. RefSeq names its product putative MFS transporter. The transcript has 6 exons. Bases 1 to 1419 code for a protein of 472 amino acids. The record is from RefSeq and is a predicted model, not a curated record. Lineage: Eukaryota; Fungi; Ascomycota; Eurotiomycetes; Eurotiales; Aspergillaceae. Gene Ontology annotation, biological process: transmembrane transport. Gene Ontology annotation, molecular function: transmembrane transporter activity.